Messenger RNA from Cetraspora pellucida, 327 nucleotides. NCBI's taxonomy places the organism in Eukaryota, Fungi, Glomeromycota, Glomeromycetes, Diversisporales, Gigasporaceae. The record is from the annotation of a GenBank genome assembly.
AUGAAUAGUGCAUUUACUAAUUUAGACAGUGAAAUUAAUUUGAGUGAAGAAAUGAAGUCAUUUAGUGUACUCAUACAAGAAAAAAGACAAGAGGCUGAAAUAAUAAAAAAUGAAAGCACAAUGAAAAAAGAAAAGCUUAUUUCAGUUAUCAAUUCAAUACUUAUAUCACUUUCCGAAACACAAUGCUCAAAGUAUACUAAUUUAAAAAAUAAGACAAAAACUAUACUAUUAACAAUCUUGCAAGAAAUACGAGGCUUAAAUAAUGCUGAAGAUGCUAUUGAUAAAGAAAAUGAAGAUAAAGAGCUUAUAGAUGAAGAAAUGAUAUAA